Messenger RNA from Poecilia latipinna (sailfin molly), 3327 nucleotides. RefSeq names its product centrosomal protein 55 like (gene cep55l). The transcript is spliced from 12 exons. NCBI's taxonomy places the organism in Eukaryota, Metazoa, Chordata, Actinopteri, Cyprinodontiformes, Poeciliidae. Bases 152 to 1678 code for a protein of 508 amino acids. Gene Ontology annotation, biological process: establishment of protein localization; mitotic cytokinesis; regulation of phosphatidylinositol 3-kinase/protein kinase B signal transduction. The record is from RefSeq and is a predicted model, not a curated record. Gene Ontology annotation, cellular component: midbody.
GUGACGUCAACGCGCUGCAAUUCAAAUUUCAGGAAAUGAAAGUGUUGUUUGAGCAACGGUCUCGUCAGAGGCAGAGUGGAUUACAAACGCUCCUUCUGCUCCUUUUAUAAAAACACUCCAUCUUACACCUGUGCUAUCAACAAACGAAGCCAUGGCAUCUAAAGGUGCCAAAGAAACCCUCGUCUCCAAGUUGGGAUUCAGAUCCAACAAUUCUGGCUCAAAGGCAGAGGCAGAGCUGGAGAAGGUCCGGAAGGAGAACGCCCACUUGAGGAAAAAGAUUGACGAACAGGCCAAACGGCACAUCAAGGCCCCCGACUCGGACAAGGGCAAGCUGCUGGAGAGGAUUCUUUCCCUCGAGACGCUGCGUGAGAGGAACAAUCAGCAGCUGCUGGUCAAAGAGCAGGAACUGGAAAGUCUAAGACAACAGCUGUCAGCUAAAGGAGGAGAGGUAGUUGCGUCGCUGCAGGCCCAGCUGGAGCAGCGCAGGAGAGAGGCAGAGCAGAGAGAUGGGAUGUUCCAGAGCUUGUCACAGGAAACGGAGAAUCUGAAAAACAAGCUGGCCACAGUUUCCGCUCGUUGUCAGUCCCUGGAAGCGCAGGCCACGAAUGGCCAUGCUCCUGCUGCAGAACUGGUGCAGAUCCAAGAUCAGCUCAAAGAUGCUCUGGAAAAGAACCAGCAGUGGCUGGUCUAUGAUCAGCAGCGAGAGGUCUUUGUGCAGUCGGUCGUUGCCAGAACAAUGGAGUUGGAGCAGCAAGUGGCACAGGCCAAGCAGCAGCAGGAAAGCAAAGCAGAACCCGGCUCUGAGGCUUCAAACAACACUCAAGGUAAAGAGAAGGAGUCUGACCUGAAAAAGCACUACGAGACGAUGCUUUUAGGUGUGCAGAAAGACCUGGAGAGCCAGAAAGAUCAGACUGCCAGAGCUCUGCAGGAGUUAAGUGUUCAGAAGGAACAGACCUUGAAAGCUCAGGCCGAGCUGCAGCGGCAGGGGGAGCAGGUCAGCCGGGUGCAGGAGGAGCGCUGCGUGCUGCAGAGGAAGUACGAGGACAAGUGCAACGAGUUGUCGGCCUUUCUGAGGAAAUGCGAAGAGAGGGGCAAGGAGCUGGACGAAGCCAAGAUACAGCUGCAGGCGGAAUGCCUUGGCAACAGACAAGUGGCGCACGAGGAAAGAAAGGUGUCGUCCGAAAGGACAGACAGGGUGAGAGCUGACCUGGAGAAGGUGGAGAAACGACUGGAUGAGGAGAAGAAGAGAUCAGCUGAGCUCCUGCAGCAGGUAAAUAUGCUGCAGAAGUCUCUCAUCAACCAAAAUGAAGAACGAAGGAGAAUUGCUGCUCUGGAACAACAGAUCCAGCUCUCUGCCAAGGACUCCGAGAAUGAAAAACUUGAUCGUCAGAGCAUGCAGGAGCAAUUACAGAAAGUGCUGAAAGAGCUUCGCAAAGCUCGUGAUCAGAUUGCUAAGCUGGAGUCUGCUAAACAGCAGAGUGCCCGCUUUUCAGAGCCCAGCUCCUAUAAUAAUCUGGAGUUCGAGCGCCUUACUAUUAACUCUCAUGGCCCCACAUCCCCGUCUAAAGUCAUCAGCCUCCUGGAUGAGAGUUUCCUGGAGUGUCCAAAGUGUCAGGCUCCUUAUCCAACCAGUCGCCACAGAGAACUCCUGGCCCACAUUGACUACUGCUUUGCCUGAAUGAACAGACCAGAUGAGUGAUUCCCAACUCAGACAUUAACCGAAGGGGGUAGCUAGACAGUGAAAUUGGUUUUAGCCAGAAUUAAGAUUAAAUUCUGAACAAAAUAUAAGCUUAAAAAGGUUGGGAAUUACCAAAACACAGAUCUGUUCAGCUGUGCAGAAAAUGUGGCUUCAAACAUGUUUGUUUUUUUAAAUGUACUUUUUCCAAAAUCUUGUACAUUUUCUAUGCAAAAACUAUAGGAAUAUUAUUUUCACUCACCAAGAGGGUUUAAUGAUCAGCAGCUAUUUUUUGUUUUGUUUUACCGUCAUAAAUCCAUGUAAUAACUCCAGUCAUGCUAUACUGACUCGUCCAUUUUCCCUAAAAUAAUGGAGGGGGGAGAUUACGAGGCUUUUAAGUUUUAUAGUAUCAUAUUUCAGACAAAAUCAAGACAAGAUAAAAUAAUUCAUUCUCGGUUUCUUUUCUUUUUUUUAAGGGACUUUAAAGCAAACAAUCCUAACAUUGUUUGACACAUUUAGACUUGAUCACCUUUUAUGCAUUUAGUCUGAAAAAUCUUGCUCCAGUUCUUUUUUAAGUCCUAGCACUGAUCAUUGACAUAACGCUGGUGGAGGGCUUCUCUAUAUGUUUUAGCUGAUGUUUUCAUUUUUUGUUCAGAUUUUUAUUUUUGUGUUUUAUCUUGGUAUUUAUUCUUGGGUUUCCUAGGAAAUGUGGAAAGCUCCUAUAUAUUUUCCAGUGAAUUAUGUGUGUUUAAGAUUUUCUAAUCAUGCGGUUUCCUCCUCCUAUUUACACAUGACAGUUUAAGGAUCUCCGUUGUAUCAUAUGAAUCAAACCCCUAUAAAUGGGUCAUUUUCCACUCCCAGUUGUAAUACUUUUAUCUCUUGGUUGCAUUGUGUUGUUGAUGAUGGUAUAUCUUGUUAAGUAGGGACUGUGCAGCUGUGAUUGUUUACCAUUUUAUUGUAUUUAUGCGAAGGACAAAAUGUGUUAAAUUUCUACACUCCAGCUGUUGGCGAUUUUCAACUUCAUUAACUGGCAAUUACAAUUAUCAGCAAAUGUCCAUCUAAUUAACCAUAUGUCUCUUACAUUAGCACCGCCAAACCUGUCGAGCUCGUUUCACACACUUGGAUAAACAUUGCUGAACCGUGACGGAGAUUUUUCUGCCUCGCCUCCUGGUUUUUAGUUGCUUAAACUCAACCAGACCAGAUGCAUGUAGCCGCGCGGGGGUUAAAGGUCACGUUUGUCGGGUUGUCUGUGCAUUCCUCUCUACAAUCAUCACCUUGACUCUUCAAACCUGCAGCCCUGUCAGGCUGCAAAGAGAUUGCAUGACUUAAUUAUUUGUGCUAAACUAUUUACAACAGGGAUUACUAAGGUUUCCUUGUUGGGAGAAAGGUGUUUAUUCCUGCAGUCUUGGCGAUGUGGCCAUGUUGAUUUAAGGGAGACAGACGUUGCUGUGACUUUUGGGUAGCUUUGAUUUUACUUCCACCGUUUAUAUUUUAGUAGAGUGCCAUCUGGGAAUUUUUUAUUUUUAUUUUUUUUUACCAGGUUAUGUUUUUAAGUGUUCUUUAAUGUAUCCAGAUCAUGUGCUUCUGAAUUGUUUUGCUGUGCUCAGUACUGUCUACAAAUGUGCAAUAAAGACUUAAAACUCCAUCCAGAA